Messenger RNA from Photinus pyralis (common eastern firefly), 1227 nucleotides. It is a transcript of the gene fwe, whose product is annotated as calcium channel flower. The transcript has 5 exons. Bases 60 to 746 code for a protein of 228 amino acids. The record is from RefSeq and is a predicted model, not a curated record. NCBI's taxonomy places the organism in Eukaryota, Metazoa, Arthropoda, Insecta, Coleoptera, Lampyridae. Gene Ontology annotation, biological process: vesicle-mediated transport. Gene Ontology annotation, cellular component: membrane.
UAUGGCCAAUAUGGAUAUUGAACGCUACUAAAGCUGAAGAUGUCAAAUGGUUGUGAUCCAUGCUAUUGCCAGUGUCAGCUGACAGCUGUCAUUACGCCUACGUAGGUGUUUUGAUAAUUUUAUUAAGUGGUCACUUUUCGGUACAACAAAUAAAUAUGUCAUUUACCGACAAAAUAAAUUCUCUAAUGGCCAGACCCGGCCAGGAGGUACCUAAAGAUGAUGUUCCUUGGUGGAUGAGGUAUGGUGGAAGGGCAUUAGGUACAUUGGGCGGUUUUCUGGCAAUUUUCUUGGGUGUUCUUAACUGCGUCAGCAUAAUAACGGGAGAUAUUAAGUGUCUCCUCAGUGGCUUAUUCCAAAUGGUACUCGGCUUUAGUACUUUAUGCAUAGAAGCACCUUGCUGUUGUCUGUUUGUCGAUUUCGUACAGAACCUCAGCGAUUGGGUGGAUAAACGUCCGUAUUGGAACAAAGCUGUGGCCUACAUUGGCUUAUCCCUUCCUCCCAUAUGUCUUUGUGCGACAUUAAGUUCGAUAUUUGGAAGUGGUCUCAUCCUAGUGACGGGUGUUAUCUAUGGAAUGAUGGCAUUAGGGAAAAAGGCAACCGCGGAGGAGAUGCGCGCAUCCGCAGCUUCAGAGUCCUUUCCUCCUCAGACUCCCACGAAACCCGUUUCAAAUAUGCGUUCCAAUUUAGUAGAGAAUGCGCAACCCAUUAGUUUUACCGGUGCUCCAGUAUUUGACAGUAACGUUUGACUUAGUUCACCUACUAUUUACGGUUUUAAUUAUGGGAUAGAUAAACACAUAUCGUACCUACAGUAUAUUUAUUUCCGAUCAUAAUUAUUGUAUAUUAGUAAUAUUGUAUAUAAGUCAUUUCUUCCCAUGGUUUCUUAUAUACUAGUGAGAUUUGCAAGUUGUAAGUAAGUAGGUAGCUUUUAUUUAAUUAUGUAUUAUAACGCUUUAAGACUGUGUAAUUUUUAGAAGUUAUUUGUUGGUCUCAUUAUGCUCAAUGAAGGUGAUGUUUCUCCGUUCCCUCUCUCAUCGACCCAUUCCCCUCAUCCCCAUCACAAUGUUUAGAGUCUAGGAAUUAUGGUAUUUACCUCUGUGUGAACUUCUAGGUCAAAUUUAUGAUAAAUGUUGCCAUUUCGUGGUUUGGAACUUGCAAAUUUGGAUUUGAAUAAUUUGUGCACUGCAUUGUGUUCCUGAUAAGUAAUAAAUUCUUCCAAUUAUUUUUUAA